Messenger RNA from Diplodia corticola, 1374 nucleotides. RefSeq names its product coproporphyrinogen iii oxidase. The transcript has 2 exons. Gene Ontology annotation, molecular function: coproporphyrinogen oxidase activity. The coding region runs from base 1 to 1374 and encodes 457 amino acids. The record is from RefSeq and is a predicted model, not a curated record. Gene Ontology annotation, cellular component: mitochondrial intermembrane space; cytoplasm. NCBI's taxonomy places the organism in Eukaryota, Fungi, Ascomycota, Dothideomycetes, Botryosphaeriales, Botryosphaeriaceae.
AUGUCCGUGGUACGUAUCGCUGCCUUCUCUUCUUCCGCCUCCACUUCCUCCUCCUCAACCACGGCCGCAUUCUUCCGCGCAUACCGCCCGCCGCGCUACUUCCAGCGCUCCUACGUCCCAAGCGUGCGCCCCAGCUUCUUCACCCAGCCCGCCCGCCUGCGCCACGUCCGUGCUGCUGCAACCACCCCGUCAUCGCCCGUUGCCCCCAGACGCCAUGCGUCCAACGGUGGAGGCUCCGGUCCCCAGCGCGGCGCCGCUGGCGGCGGACCUCCCCGGGGACCGGGCGUGUGGGCGCCUAAGACGCGGAUAGCCAUUGGCGUGGUGUUCGUUGGGGCGUUGAUAUACUCGAUGGCUACCCAGGACGUCCAAAACCUCGAUGGCCUCUCGUUGGCCGAGCAGGACAAGCUCACAAAGCGCGAGUCGGGAGUGACGACGACGUCGCCGAUGCGACUGCGGAUGGAGAAGUUCAUUCACGAGCAGCAGAAGGAAAUCGUGGCGGCGCUGGAAGAGGUCGAUGGCAAAUUAUUCCAGGUGGACACGUGGGACCGGCCGCACGGCGGCGGCGGCAUCACCUGCGUGCUGCAGGACGGUAAUACUUUCGAGAAGGCGGGCGUCAACACGUCGGUGGUGUACGGCACGCUGCCCCGCGCAGCCAUUGCCAAGAUGCGCGUCAACCACAAGGCGCUCGACCCGGACGUCGAGAGCCUCGAGUUCUUCGCCGCCGGCCUGUCUCUCGUGCUGCACCCGUGGAACCCGAUGGCGCCGACGGUGCACCUGAACUACCGCUACUUUGAGACGUGCGACCCUCGCGACAACAACACGCACGCAUGGUGGUUCGGCGGCGGCUGCGACCUCACCCCCUCAUACCUGUUCGACGAGGACGCGAUCCACUUCCACAAGACGAUCAAGGACGUGUGCGACCGGCAUGACCGCGCCUACUACCCGCGCUUCAAGAAGUGGUGCGACGACUACUUCAACAACAAGCACCGCUCCGAGUCGCGCGGCAUCGGCGGCAUCUUCUUCGACGACCUGGACGAGACGGAGAAGGACCAGGAGCAGCUCUUCGCCUUCGUGCAGGACUGCCUGCGCGCCUUCGUCCCGCAGUACCGCCCCAUCAUCGAGCGCCGCAAGGACAUGCCCUUCACCGACGCCGAGAAGAACUGGCAGCAGAUCCGCCGCGGCCGCUACGUCGAGUUCAACCUCGUGCACGACCGCGGCACCAGCUUCGGCCUCAACACCCCCGGCAGCCGCGUCGAGAGCAUCCUCAUGAGCUUGCCCCUCACCGCGAGGUGGCAGUACAUGCACGAGCCCGAGAGGGGGAGCAGGGAGGAGCGCUUGCUGAACGUCUUGAAGUCGCCGCAGGAGUGGGUGUAG